UGUGCCAAAAGCACUAUAUAUACUAUACCUCUUCAAUUGAUGCUGCCACCUCUCUACAUGGAACAUGGAACCAAACUGCACAAUCAACUGUCGCCGCCCUGAAUUCCUUCCAAGCGGCACUCCUCUGCCGGAGAGUCCUCGAGUUCCAAUGGAGUUUCUGUCAAGGUCUUGGAGUGCCUCUGCUUUCGAAGUCACUAAAGCUCUUUCAUCUCACUCUUCUUCAUGCAUGCUUUCAAAUGGUUCUAUUCCUGAAGAAACAACUACCACCCAGGACUUGUCUUCGUUACAAUCUAAGAAUCAAUUCUCUUUUCCUACUUCUCAGUUUCUACUUGACCGCAUUAUGUCACAUUCUGCUACUGAGGAAGUCUCGCCGUUAACGUCAGGUAGAUUAUCUCACAGUAGCGACCCUUUGAACGGUGGUGCUUCAUUAACCGGAACAGAGAGUCCACCCAUUUCAACUACAGAUGAAUUUGAUGAUGUUGUUAAGUUUUUUCGUGCAAACAAUUCCAUUCACCCAUUAUUCAAUGGUGGAAGAGCAAGUGCUGCUAAUAGCAACAGCACAGCUAAUUCAGGACCUAAAACUGUGGGAAGGUGGUUGAAAGAAAGAAGAGAAAAGAAGAAAGAAGAAAACAGAACACAUAAUGCUCAGCUGCACGCUACUAUUUCAGUGGCUGCUGUUGCUGCUGCUAUAGCAGCCAUCGCGGCCGCAACUGCAGCCUCGUCAACACCAACCAAGGAUGAAAAGAUGGCCAAGACAGACAUGGCUGUUGCUUCGGCUGCAACGUUAGUUGCAGCGCAGUGUGUGGAGGCUGCUGAAGCAAUGGGAGCGGAGCGCGACCACCUUGCUUCUGUGGUCAGCUCAGCUGUGAAUGUCCGUUCUCACGAUGAUAUCACUACUCUUACUGCUGCAGCUGCCACAGCUCUCCGAGGAGCAGCAACAUUGAAAGCUAGAGCUCUGAAGGAAGUAUGGAAUAUUGCUGCAGUAACACCACUGCAGAAAGAAAUGGGGAGUACAACAACAUGUGGAAAACUUAAUAACAUGAACAGCAUCACCAACCGCAUAAAUGACAAUGGCGAAAAUGUGAAUGAAGAAACUGUUCAAAGUCCAUGCACCGAAGAGUUUCUUGCAAGGGGUAGUGAAUUACUCAAACGCACCCGCAAUGGUGAUCUGCAUUGGAAAAUAGUUUCUGUUUACAUCCAUCGAACCGGGCAGGUAAUGCUGAAAAUGAAGAGCAAACUCGUUGCAGGAACUAUCACAAAAAAGAACAAGAACAUUGUCCUAGACCUGUGCACGGAUUUACCAGCAUGGCCAGGAAGAGAUCUAUUAGACGAUGGAGAAAAACGUCGGUACUUCGGAUUGAAAACAGAAUCGAGGGGAAUUGUGGAGUUCGAGUGUAGAAAUCAAAGAGAAUAUGAUAUCUGGACACAAGGGGUUUCUAAGCUUCUCUCAAUUGUUGCACAAAGACAAAACAAAUACAGCAAUUAAACCUCUCAUCUUGUUAUUGCUAAUGCUAAUUAGUACUAAACUUAAUUUGACACUUUAUGUUUUGAGAUGUAUUAAGCACAUGUGUUCAGCAAUAUCAUCAUAUCAAGUACUCAAAUGGACUUUCAUUAACUUUC
This is a messenger RNA of Cicer arietinum (chickpea), 1620 nucleotides long. RefSeq names its product VAN3-binding protein-like. Gene Ontology annotation, biological process: auxin-activated signaling pathway; leaf vascular tissue pattern formation; phloem or xylem histogenesis. Lineage: Eukaryota; Viridiplantae; Streptophyta; Magnoliopsida; Fabales; Fabaceae. The record is from RefSeq and is a predicted model, not a curated record.